Messenger RNA from Gamsiella multidivaricata, 2312 nucleotides. Its product is annotated as P-loop containing nucleoside triphosphate hydrolase protein. Gene Ontology annotation, biological process: double-strand break repair via homologous recombination. The transcript is spliced from 6 exons. The coding region runs from base 11 to 2272 and encodes 753 amino acids. The record is from RefSeq and is a predicted model, not a curated record. Gene Ontology annotation, molecular function: four-way junction helicase activity; nucleic acid binding; 3'-5' DNA helicase activity. NCBI's taxonomy places the organism in Eukaryota, Fungi, Mortierellomycota, Mortierellomycetes, Mortierellales, Mortierellaceae. Gene Ontology annotation, cellular component: cytoplasm; chromosome.
GAAAGAGUUGAUGAAACGUCAUGGAUCAAGCAUGAACAACGAUUCAGACAAUAGUGCCACGCAGGCAGAGAUCGCCGUUAUCGACCAGGAACUGAGCGCAAUCGAGGAGCAGAUCACGGACUUGAAAUGCCGUCGCAUCGAGCUCGAAGAGUACAGGGACACUCUCCUGAUCUCUCUCUCCUCCAACAGCGCGUUAUCUCAAGGCAAGGGGCAAGCAUCUACAGCUCAGGACAAGGACUAUGGUCGAGAGGAUUUCUCGUGGUCUAAGGAACUGAAGCGGUUGGCACGCUCACAUUGGAAUAUCACCAAUUGGAGGGACAAACAACUGCAUGCCAUGAAUGCCUCCUUGGACAAGCGGGAUACAUUCGUUCUCAUGCCUACAGGUGGUGGCAAGUCGCUGUGCUACCAACUCCCAGCACUGGUCACCCCAGGCAUCACCCUCGUCGUAUCCCCGCUCUUGUCGCUGAUCCGGGAUCAGGCCUUUCAUCUGGAAGAGGCCUCGAUUGGAGUGGGCAUGUUGACAUCCUACACGUCUAAAGAAGAAUCCAAACGGAUCAUGGAUGCCAUGCUCGGACCAGUUCUACCAAAAGGAAGCACAUCCAAACAGCAGAACAAGAACUCUAUUACAUCAAUCAACAUUGCGGACUCUGACACUGCAGCACAGGGCCCCAGUAUUACUCUCAAACUAGUCUAUGUCACGCCUGAAAAGAUCAGCAAGUCCAAACGCUUCAUGAGCCACCUGGAAAAGGUCUAUACCGCAGGGAGGUUGAGUCGGAUUGUUGUUGACGAAUGUCAUUGCUGCUCCAACCUUGGACAUGACUUUCGACCGGAUUACAAAAAGUUGGGUAUUCUACGGGUUCUUUUCCCGCACACCCCAAUCAUGGCUUUGACAGCAACAGCAUCUCAAGCUGUCAUACAAUCUGUCUUAACCACGUUGAACAUGGCGCCGAUCGAGCAGACUGGUGGGACACUUCUCUUCGACUCGCCUCUAUUCCGACCCAACCUCGCCUACAGAGUGUUGGCUCGGCCGAGCUCCAACGAUGAGACGUUUCAAUUUUUGGCCAGUUAUAUCCAGAAACAACAUUCCCGGUCGAAUGGAAUUCUUUAUUGCCUGUCCAAGAAAGAUACUCAUGUGUUUGCGGAGGGAAUCUCGAAAGCAAGCAAUGAUCAUAUUGCCACAAGUGCCUACCAUGCCGACAUCGAGGAUCAUGAGAAGGACCUAAUACAUGAGCAGUGGAGAGACGGCCGUAUUCAGGUUGUUUGUGCGACUAUUGCAUUUGGACUGGGUAUCAACCACCCCAACGUCCGGUUUGUCAUACACGUCUGCAUGGCAAAGUCCCUGGAGGGGUACUAUCAAGAAUCUGGUCGCGCUGGUCGCGAUGGCUUGCCGGCAGACUGCAUAUUGCUAUACCGCGAUCAGGACGCCUCCCGACUCUCGACUCUUUGUAUCACAGAACCCGAGGGAAUCACAAAUGUAUACAUCAUGACCAAAUACGCACAGGAUGUCCGAACAUGUCGCCAUCAAUUGUUUGACACUCACUUCUCGAAGCAUCUUGCCCAACAACUACCUCCAUGCGGAUUCUGCGACAAUUGCAUCCUAGCAGGAUCGGAUAUUUUCACGGAGGACUUGCGAACAGAAGUCCGCGCCCUAUGUCUUCUUGUCGAUCGGCUGAAGGCUGUGAACGAGCGAGUGACAUUGAAUAAGCUAGUCGAAGCGUGGAGGGGGGUGGGGUCUCUCCGGGCUAUAGCCAAGGUCGUCCGGGACGAAUACCAAACAGACGUUGUCCCUAAGCGAGCCAACAAAGAUGACUAUGAACGGAUAAUCAACCACCUUAUUAUCAACGGCUAUCUUCGAGAAGACUUUCACUUUACAGCAUAUUCUACACUGGCGUACAUUGUCAAUGGGCCUCGCGCAAAUCCUUUCCUUUCGAAAGUUCCAUCAUCUAUACUGCCUUCUAUCAAAAUUGUCUUUGGCAGAGAUACAUCGAGGAUAGCAGAUGACAACAGUGCUGGUACACCAUUUGGGAUAGGGAAGCGUCCGUUUAAGUGUGCAGCUGGUCGCGUAAGCAAAGAUGACGACGUGGGUGGCGAGAUAUCUGAACGACACAUUCAGGAGAUUUUGGAUGACGAGGACUCAGCGGAGGAUGACCAUGCGUCACCCCUUAUGGAGCGGCGAAAGCGGAAAAUAGGCAGCGAAGGAUCAUUGAGGGGUCGUCAUGAAACGAACGAGUCCUCUUUGUCGUCCAAGAAUCGCAAACUAGUCAUUACUUAGCAAUGGACGUCCUGAACAAUAAAUACAUUGUUCAUCUGCC